AUAAAAAGCGGUUCUAAAAUAAUCAUAGGGGCUCGAGAUGAGUGGUGUGUCCGUAUAUAAAUAGUCAAGCCGGUGGAAUCAUUAGAAAUUAAAUAGAGGGAGGGGAUAAUUAAAAAGUAUGAACACUAUCUUCUUCCUGGCACUCCUUGUUUCCUCACUAGGGAUAGCCAAAGGGCUCCAAGAAAAGGGCCCAACCCUUCAAAUCACCCAUGCUUACAGCUCCAGCUCACCGCUAAUCAGGCCGUCCAGAUCAUGGGCAGAGACGUUGGGCCAAAUGCAGACCGACGACGAGGCGCGGCUGAAGUACUUGGCGAGCCUCACCGCCGGCAGAUCCGAUGUUCCGGUAGCCAAUGCCCGGCAGAUUACCCAGAGCCAGACCUACAUUGUUAAGGCAAAGAUUGGGACGCCGGCCCAGACAUUGUUGAUGGCUGUGGACACUAGCAGUGAUGCUGCCUGGGUUCCUUGCUCUGGCUGCGUCGGUUGCCCCACCUCCGCCGCCGUCGUCUUUUUUGAUCCCUCCAAAUCCACCACUGUGUCAACCGCCGGCGGGUUCAACCUCACCACCGGCGGAGCCGUCUUGGCAGGUAGCCUGUUGCAAGACAACGUCACCCUCGCCGUCGACGCUAUCUCCAACUACACCUUCGGCUGCAUCCAGAGAGCCUCCGGCAGCACGGUACCCCCUCAGGGCUUAUUGGGCCUCGGCCGUGGGCCAUUAUCACUCUUAAACCAAGCCCGGGACCUUUACAACUUGACAUUCUCCUAUUGCCUGCCGGCCAUCACGACAUCCAGCUUCACCGGCUCACUAAGGCUAGGCCCAAGUGCUCAGCCCAAGAACAUCAAGUUCACCCAGUUGAUGAUGAACCCUCGGCGGCCGUCCGUGUACUACGUCAACUUGACCGCGAUUUUCGUCGGCAAUAAGAACGCCAACAUCGAUCCGGCCGCCCUUGCUUUUAACCCGGUCACCGGCGGGGGGACUGUUAUCGAUUCAGGUACGACGUACACAAGGCUAGUAACGCCGGCGUACGUAGCCGUAAGGGAUGAAUUCCGGCGGCGGAUGAAUGACUCGACGCUGUCAGCUUUGGGAGGGUUUGACACCUGCUACAAGAAUGUGGUGACUAAGAUACCAACCCUAACGUUCGUGUUCAACACGAUGAACGUGACGCUGCCCCCGGAAAACUUCCGUGUCAACAGCUCCACCGGGAACCUCACCUGCCUGGCCAUGGCGGCCACCACCGGGUUCAACGUCAUCGGCAGCCUGCAGCAGCAGAACCACCGCGUCCUGUUCGAUUUGCCCAAUUCCAGGCUAGGGGUUUCUCGUGAACCCUGCAGUUAGAUUUUUGAACUGAAUUUCGGGGUUACAAAUAAAACAGAGUUAUUUGAUUUUUAAAAAGUUAAUUAACGUAAUUGUUUUGUGGGUUUUUCUACGGAGUAUAUCUUUAUUUUGUUGUCGGAUUACUAUGGCCAAAUCUUGAUUUCAUAGUUGCCUUAUAUGGCUAGUGAUUCUGUUACUGUGCCCGCAAAGUCUUCGUCGGUCAAUAGCCAUUGAUGAUGAAAUAUAAAGCGACUCUUACUUGCACUAUAAUAAUGUUCAAUAAUGGUGUAUACUUUUGGUAUCUCACAUAGUAUGUUUUUGCUGGUCUGGUGUGGUCUGGUCAAGUUUGAACUGGUCUGGUCUGGUUUUAUUGUAUUUUUAUAACUAUUCAAGUCUGGUCUGAAUCUGUCUGGUUUGGUCUGGUCUGGGAUGAAUUACAGUCCAAGUAAAAACAUCCCUACUCUAUCUAUAAUACAGUUAAUUGUUGCAUAUUAUUACAAUAUCAUUAAUUAAUAUCUAAAUUGUUGAAUU
Cuscuta europaea is the source of this 1843-nucleotide messenger RNA. Lineage: Eukaryota; Viridiplantae; Streptophyta; Magnoliopsida; Solanales; Convolvulaceae. The record is from the annotation of a GenBank genome assembly.